This is a messenger RNA of Truncatella angustata, 1314 nucleotides long. Its product is annotated as inosine-uridine preferring nucleoside hydrolase. NCBI's taxonomy places the organism in Eukaryota, Fungi, Ascomycota, Sordariomycetes, Amphisphaeriales, Sporocadaceae. Gene Ontology annotation, biological process: purine nucleoside catabolic process. Bases 1 to 1314 code for a protein of 437 amino acids. Gene Ontology annotation, molecular function: purine nucleosidase activity. The transcript has a single exon. The record is from RefSeq and is a predicted model, not a curated record. Gene Ontology annotation, cellular component: cytosol.
AUGGCGCCGAAGAGCAGAGUCAUCUUCGACACCGACCCAGGUGUCGAUGACAUGCUGGCUAUGCUUCUGGCUCUGGCAUCAUCACCCGAGGAGAUCGAACUGGUUAUGAUCUCCGUUACAUAUGGCAAUGUUCCCCUCAAGAGCUGUCUGACGAACGUGGUAUCCAUGUUCCAUGUGCUAGAUAAAGAGCUGGAAUGGCGCAGGUCGAAAGGCAAGCCUGAAGGCUUCGGGUCUCUGAAGGCAUAUAAGCCCAUCGUAGCCAUCGGCCCAGAGCAUGCCCUAGAAGAAGAGAUCUUGAUGGAGGACGGGUUUCAUGGCUCUGACGGUCUACACGGAGUUCACGCAGCGCAUCCCCACUUGAGUCCUGACGAGACAUGGAAGUCGCUCUUUGAUGAUGGUGUUCCAACGCCUGAUCAAGAUCCCGCAUAUUACUCCUAUUUCACACCAUCCAAAACUCCCGCUCAUAAGGAGAUCCUGCGAAUCCUUAAAGAGGAGCCUGCGAAUACAAUCACUAUCUGCGCAGUCGGCCCCAUGACGAACCUUGCUCUGGCUGCAGCUGAGGACCCGGAAACAUUCCUACGUGCCAAGGAAAUCUGCGUUAUGGGUGGUGCGGUUGAGGUGCCUGGUAACAUCACGCCAGUCGCUGAAUUCAACACAUAUGCCGAUGCGAUCGCCACAGCACGCGUGUUCGCGUUGACCUCCGCUGUGCCGUCGUCCACCAUGCCCGUCGUACCGCAGAAGAUCGCCAACCUUGGACCGUAUCCAGAGAAGCUAUCACGCAGACUGAACUUGAGUCUGUUCCCACUGGACAUCACCACACCGCAUCUCUUGAAUAAGGGGUUCUUCUUCGAUACGAUCACACCUCACGUCAAGGAGGGUAGUCCUCUUGCUUCAUGGAUCAACCACAUCAUGAGUGGUGUGUUCCGGCAAAUCGAGAGCUGGGUCGCCGCUGAUGAGGAGCCCGGACUGUCACUGCAUGACCCCCUGACCGUUUGGUACAACAUCACGCGCGACAAUCCUGCAUGGAAGCUGGCGAAGAACGCGCCGGAGGACAUCCGCGUAGAAACCUCGGGCCAGUGGACCCACGGCAUGCAUAUUGCGGACCAGCGUGGCCGUAAGAGGGCCCCGGGAGCGGGAUCUGCCGUCGGGCUGUCUACUGAUGCCGAGGGCUCUGCCGAUGUGACCGUGGACGAAAUCCCAGGGGACGAAUUGGGCUGGCUGAGCGCGAAGAGGGGAAACAGGAUCAACCGACUGGCGGAGAGCCCUGGUUUUGACAAGUUUGCGCCGGAUUUGAUGCAACGCCUGUUUGGUUAG